Paramecium tetraurelia is the source of this 379-nucleotide messenger RNA. RefSeq lists its product as uncharacterized. The transcript is spliced from 4 exons. The record is from RefSeq and is a predicted model, not a curated record. Lineage: Eukaryota; Ciliophora; Oligohymenophorea; Peniculida; Parameciidae.
AUAUAACACACUCAUGGAAAAUUAAGAGUCCCAAUAGAAUCCCUUAGCUGACACUCAACAAUAAGUUUGCUAAACCUAUCAAGCUACCAUUGAAUUCUUUGAUCAUCUACCCAAUUGCAUCACAACUCUCAAAAAGCAAUACCUUCUAGACAAAGCAAGCGUCAAUACAAGAUUUGUAUUCUUGUGUCUGACAACCCUGACCGCAGCAGGCUUAACAGCAAGAUUCACUCCUUCAUUUAUCAAAGUAACAAGGAAUACCAUUUUCAGUUAUUUAGGUGCAGGUCUCUUCAUUGUACCAGAAGUAUUUAACCCGUACUUAAUAUACAGAUAAUGAUUAUUAUAGAACACAAAAAUAUAAUUAAUCAAAAUCAUUCUUCCA